UAUAAUCCAUUAUAUAAAGAUUUGUAUUUUCUGGAUUGUGCAUUGUCACCAUUGAUUUCGGUUUGCAGCUUCUGGGAUACAGAGAUAAAUUGCCUUUGUCGCUCAUAUAUCCGGCGUUGCACUACUGGAAAACCGUGAAGAAGUUCUGGCACAGGAGCAAUGGCUGCCGCUUUUGAAAUCACAGCAGCCGGAUUUGUACAAGGUGCCUACAGGCAGAAAUUGGCAUUGCCUAAACAUUCCUUUAGACAAGCUAACUGCUUACUAUGGGGAAGGUUUCCAGGAAAGCAGCCUUCUUUAAGAAUUUCUGGUGCACCAAGGCAAGUGAAGGUUAAAGCCGUGCUCUUAAAGGAUGUAGGCCAUUCAGGGAGAACAGAAUCAGAAUUGGAACACGUUCAGAGGGUUGCUGCAAAGGUUGUGCAUUUCUAUCGAGUUCCUUUACUGCAGGAUAAUGAAGCGGCUGAGCUUCUGAAGCUGAUUCAGUCUAAAGUUUCGAACCAAAUUAUAGGAUUGAAAACCGAGCAGUGUUAUAAUAUUGGUGUGGACGGUGAUCUUCCCAGUGAUAAGCAUUCAGUGCUUAGAUGGCUAUUGGGGGAAACCUUUGAGCCUGAGAAUUUGGGGACUGAGAGUUUUCUUGAUGAUGAGAUGAGAACAAACUCAAGUGUUGUUGUCGUAGAAGUUGGCCCUCGGUUGUCUUUCACCACUGCAUGGUCUUCCAAUGCAGUAUCAAUUUGUCGAGCUUGUGGUUUGACGGAAAUAAGCAGAUUGGAGCGGUCAAGGAGAUACUUGUUGUACCUUGCCCCUGGAAGUGGUUCGUUGGUAGAGAGUCAGAUCAAUGACCUUGCUGCGUUGGUGCAUGACAGAAUGACGGAGUGCGUUUAUAAUGAGAAGCUCACAUCUUUUGAAAGAGGUGUGGCCCCUGAGGAAGUGCGUUAUAUACCUGUGAUGGAGAAGGGCCGGAAGGCAUUGGAGGAAAUAAAUGAAGAAAUGGGUUUGGCCUUUGAUGAGCAAGAUUUGCAGUAUUACACCAAGCUUUUCAUGGAUGACAUCAAGCGAAAUCCGACGAAUGUUGAGUUAUUUGAUAUGGCCCAGUCUAACAGUGAGCAUAGCAGGCAUUGGUUUUUUACUGGAAAGAUUGUUAUAGAUGGGGAACCAAUGGACAAGACUCUUAUGCAAAUUGUUAAGAGCACUUUGCAAGCGAACCCGAGCAAUUCAGUUAUUGGCUUCAAGGAUAACUCCAGUGCAAUCAGAGGGUUUCCUGUGGGUCAGUUGCGGCCAACCCACCCAGGUUUGACGUGCCCACUGGAUAUGAGUGCUCGUGACCUAGAUAUCCUGUUUACUGCUGAGACCCAUAACUUCCCUUGUGCCGUGGCCCCUUACCCCGGUGCUGAGACAGGUGCCGGAGGCAGGAUCAGAGAUACACAUGCAACUGGUAGGGGCUCAUAUAUUGUGGCAUCUACAGCUGGUUACUGUGUUGGGAAUCUAAAUAUUGAAGGGUCGUAUGCUCCAUGGGAGGAUCAGUCAUUCACAUAUCCUUCGAACUUGGCUUCCCCGCUGAAGAUUCUCAUUGAUGCUAGUAAUGGUGCAUCAGAUUAUGGAAACAAAUUUGGUGAACCAUUGAUUCAGGGCUACACCAGGACUUUUGGAAUGAGGCUGCCAAAUGGGGAAAGACGAGAAUGGUUAAAGCCGAUUAUGUUCAGUGCAGGCAUUGGGCAGAUUGAUCAUAGCCACAUAUCAAAGGGUGAGCCUGAAAUUGGUAUGCUAGUUGUCAAGAUUGGAGGGCCAGCCUACCGUAUUGGAAUGGGUGGUGGUGCUGCAUCCAGUAUGGUUAGUGGCCAAAAUGAUGCUGAGCUGGAUUUUAAUGCUGUACAACGCGGAGAUGCAGAGAUGGCACAAAAGUUAUAUCGAGUUGUUCGUGCUUGUAUUGAAAUGGAAGAGAACAAUCCUAUCAUUAGCAUUCAUGAUCAGGGAGCCGGGGGGAAUUGUAAUGUUGUCAAAGAAAUCAUAUACCCAAAGGGUGCUACCAUCGAUAUCAGGGCAGUGGUAGUAGGUGAUUACACCAUGUCAGUUUUGGAGAUAUGGGGUGCAGAGUACCAGGAGCAAGAUGCUAUUUUAGUGAAUCCUGAAAGCCGUGACAUUUUACAGUCUAUAUGUAAAAGGGAGAGAGUCUCGAUGGCAGUCCUUGGAACAAUUAGUGGUGAAGGGCGGAUCACUCUUGUGGAUGGCUUAGCUAUGGAAAAAUGCAACUCAAAUGGACUACCUCCUCCACUGCCUGCAGUGGAUCUUGAGCUCGAGAAGGUACUUGGGGACAUGCCCCAGAAAACUUUUGAAUUUCAUCGAGUUGCUAAUGCUCCUCAGCCACUUGAUAUUGCUCCAGGGAUAACUGUUAUGGAGUCCCUGAAAAGAGUAUUAAGGCUUCCUUCUAUUGCUUCAAAACGAUUCCUGACUACCAAAGUUGAUAGGUGUGUGACAGGGCUUGUUGCACAACAGCAAACUGUGGGUCCACUUCAGAUUACACUUUCUGAUGUUGCAGUAAUUUCUCAAAGCUAUACUGGCAUUACUGGAGGGGCUUGCUCAAUUGGGGAGCAGCCAAUCAAAGGUCUUCUGAAUCCAGGAGCUAUGGCAAGGCUAGCUGUUGGAGAAGCUUUGACAAAUCUUGUUUGGGCUAGGGUCACUUCUCUCUCAGAUGUGAAGGCGAGUGGCAAUUGGAUGUAUGCAGCUAAGUUGGAUGGUGAAGGGGCAGCAAUGUAUGAUGCUGCUAUAGCUCUUUCAGAAGCAAUGAUCGAACUUGGCAUUGCUAUUGAUGGUGGAAAGGAUAGUCUUUCUAUGGCUGCUCAUUCAUCUGAAGAAGUUGUCAAGGCUCCUGGAAAUCUAGUUAUCAGUACUUAUGUCACUUGUCCCGACAUAACUAAAACUGUGACACCAGAUUUGAAGCUUGGUGAUGAUGGUCUUCUCCUCCACAUUGAUUUGGCAAAAGGAAAGCGCCGCCUUGGUGGGUCCGCUCUUGCACAAGUAUAUUGUCAAGUUGGGGAUGAGUGCCCAGAUCUAGAUGACGUCUCUUACCUCAAGAGUGUGUUCAAUGCAGUGCAAAACUUGAUUGAGGAAGGCUUGAUUUCAGCUGGUCAUGAUAUCAGUGAUGGAGGAUUGCUAGUAAGUGUUCUUGAGAUGGCAUUUGCCGGGAACUGUGGCAUUCACUUGGAUUUGACUACUCCAAAGAGCUGUAGUGUAUCUGAAGCACUCUUCGCGGAGGAGCUUGGCCUCAUAAUUGAGGUCAGUAAAAAGGAUGUAGGUGUGGUGACAGAAAAACUCGUGGGUGCUGGAGUAUCUUCCUUGAUCAUUGGCAAAGUCACAUCCUCACCAAUAGUUGAGCUAAAGAUUGAUGGUAUCUCUCAGUUGACUGAAAAAACAUCUGAGCUCAGGGACCUGUGGGAAGAAACCAGCUUCGAGUUGGAAAAAUUGCAAAGAUUGGCAUCUUGUGUGGAACUUGAGAAAGAUGGCCUCAAGAGUUCCCAGAUGAUGAUGUUUUCAACAGUGUACUGA
This is a messenger RNA of Salvia hispanica, 3537 nucleotides long. RefSeq names its product putative phosphoribosylformylglycinamidine synthase, chloroplastic/mitochondrial. Gene Ontology annotation, molecular function: phosphoribosylformylglycinamidine synthase activity. Gene Ontology annotation, biological process: 'de novo' IMP biosynthetic process. Gene Ontology annotation, cellular component: cytoplasm. The record is from RefSeq and is a predicted model, not a curated record. NCBI's taxonomy places the organism in Eukaryota, Viridiplantae, Streptophyta, Magnoliopsida, Lamiales, Lamiaceae.